AUGGCGCUCUCCCCACCCGCCGGCACGUACGCCGUCCUCGGCCACAUCGUCGACGCUCCGCAGCUCGACGUGGUGCGAGGUCUCGACGAGCCAUCGCUUGUCGUCGUCUCUGGCAGCGGCGAGAUCGAGUCGGUCCACCGCGCCGGCGCCGCCGACGCCGCGGCGUCGCUGGAGGCGUCGGGCGUGACCGUGAUUCGGCUCGGCCAGCGCGACUUCCUCGUGCCGGGCUUCAUCGACUGCCACGUCCACGCUUCGCAGUGGGCUUACAUGGGGACGGGGAUCGACCGACCGCUCAUGGCGGACGACGGGUUUCUGGCAAAGUACGCCUUCCCGGCAGAGUCGGCGCUCAACGCCCAGACGGCGGGAGAGGUGUACCGCGCGGCGAUCGACGACAUGCUCCGAAACGGCACCACCACGGCACUCGUCUGGGGCUCCGCCCGUCUGGACGCCUCGGAGGAGUACGUCAAGGCGGUCGUCGAGCGGGGUGGUCCUCGCUCGCUGAUCGGCAAGGUGAGCAUGGACCGGCACUGCCCGGAGGGGUACGUCGAGACCACGGCGCAGUCGCUCGCCGACACCGAGGCCUUCGUGCUGCGCACCAAGGCGGCGAACGACGCACUCGGGCUGCCUGCCGGAUCGCCGCCGCUCGUCGCGCCUGCGAUCACGCCGCGCUUCCUGCCGACGUGCACCGCCGAGCUGCUGCGUGGGCUGGGCGCGCUGGCGGAGAAGCACGACUGCUUCGUCCAGAGCCACCUCUCCGAGUCGUGCGACGAGCUCGCCUUCUCGUCCUCCCUCUUCCCUGGCUUCCGCUCGGACGCGGCCGCCUUUGCCGCGUUCGGGCUGCUGCGGCGCCCGUCGCUCAUGGCGCACUGCGUGCACCUGCAGCCGGGCGAGGCGGAGCUACUGCUGCAGCACGGCUGCGCGAUGGCGCACUGCCCGACCUCGAACUUCUUCUUCGCGAAGGAGGCGCUGCCGGUGCGCCAGAUGCUGCAGCUCGGCGUCAAGGUCGGCCUGGGCACCGACGUGGCGGGAGGCUACUCGCCCGCCAUGCUCGUCUCCUUGCGCCACGCCGUGCUCGCCUCCAAGACGCUCCAGUUCCGCCGCGCAAAGGGAUGCGCGACGCUGCGCGACCGGCACAACCUCUCGCACACGGACGGGCUGCACCUUGCGACGCAGGCGGGCGCGGACGCUCUCGGCUUUGGCGGGAGUCUGGGCAGCUUCGACGCGGGCAAGCGCUUCGACGCGGUGGUGUGGGCCGCCGAGGGGCCAAACGUGCGCUGCUACCGCGGCGGCGUGGCAGAGGAGCCGAGCGACCUGCUGCACAAGCUGCUCACAAACGGCGACGAUCGCAACAUCAAGGCGGUCUACAUUGGAGGGAGGCGGGUGGUGUAG
Emiliania huxleyi CCMP1516 is the source of this 1389-nucleotide messenger RNA. RefSeq lists its product as hypothetical. The record is from RefSeq and is a predicted model, not a curated record. Lineage: Eukaryota; Haptophyta; Isochrysidales; Noelaerhabdaceae. Gene Ontology annotation, biological process: guanine metabolic process. Gene Ontology annotation, cellular component: cytosol. The transcript is spliced from 3 exons. Gene Ontology annotation, molecular function: guanine deaminase activity; zinc ion binding. Bases 1 to 1389 code for a protein of 462 amino acids.